Molecule: messenger RNA, 2052 nt
Organism: Durio zibethinus
Lineage: Eukaryota; Viridiplantae; Streptophyta; Magnoliopsida; Malvales; Malvaceae
Product: AAA-ATPase At1g43910-like
Molecular function (GO): ATP hydrolysis activity; ATP binding
Source: RefSeq, a predicted model, not a curated record
GUACUUAGUGUUACUUAGCCUUCAGUCGGCUACGUACUUGAACCUUUUCCUCUUUUCCUCUUGCUUUCAGCCUUCACUGUUUCUCUCUGUUUUCAAGAGCAGAACAAGUAAAACGCAGGAAUGGCUACCCUGUUGAAAGAGCUACCUUCUUUUUCCGUUCUUCUCUCCGCUUAUGCCUCUAUCUCAGCCAUGGUCAUGCUAAUCCGCACAAUCUUAAAUGAAAUGGUUCCAGAACGGAUGAGAGACUACAUUGCCUCAAAAUUUUCCGAGCUGACAUCCACUUACUUCUCUUCAGAGUUCACCUUCUUUAUCGAAGACCGCUGGCAAGCUUCUGAUAACCAACUGUUUCGGGCUGCUGAGGUCUACUUGCCAACCAGAAUUGGCCCUUCCAGCGACAGUCUACUUGUAGGUUUCAACGACUCCAAUGAACCCACAGCACCACCCAAACGAAGCAUCCCUGUAAAUUGCACGAUCAUGGAUGAUUUUGAGGGGAUACGCUUGGAGUGGACUUUCUCUUCAAUUGAAACCAAAAAGUGCUACGUUCCCAAUAAGAGAUACUUCGCCGUGACCUGUAAGAAAAGCGCUAGAGAAAGAGUUGAGCAAAGGUACUUCACCUACAUUAGCAAAGAAGCACAAGUAAUUCUGAACAAGCGUGAGAGCCUCAGCAUUUACACAUAUGACCAAGACUGCUCCAUGUGGGAGUCCGCAGUUUUCAAGCACCCAGCAAAAUUUGAGACACUGGCAAUCGAGCCAAAGCUUAAGCAAUUCAUAAUGGGUGAUCUUGAUUCAUUUGGGAAACGCAAGGAAUUUUUCGAAAAUGUUGGCAGGGCUUGGAAACGUGGGUACCUUUUGUAUGGUCCUCCAGGGACAGGAAAAUCAUCACUCGUUGCUGCAAUUGCAAAUUACUUGAGUUAUGAUAUAUAUGAUCUUCAGUUUCAAAUUGUUCGAAACGAUGCUGAUCUUAGACGUAUACUCACAUCCACCACCAACCGGUCCAUUCUGCUCAUCGAGGACAUAGAUUGUAGCACAAAUGUAUCACGUGGUCGUGCCCAGGUCAAAGAAAAACCUGAGGAUGAAGAAGAUGAUGAACCCAAAAGUCCUUCUGCUAUCGAUCCUGGGGUAACCCUGUCAGGCUUACUCAAUUUCAUUGAUGGAUUGUGGUCGAGUUGUGGAAACGAAAGAAUCAUAAUCUUUACCACAAAUCACAAAGAAAUGUUAGACCCAGCUCUGCUACGGCCAGGGCGUAUGGAUGUGCAUAUUUACAUGGGAUAUUGUACUCCAGCAGCAUUCAGAAAACUUUCAACUACAUAUCUUGGAAUCAAAGAAGCUGGAAUCAAAGAAGCCAAACUAUUCGGCUGCAUUGAUGAACUCAUUGAAAGUAUUGAAGUUACUCCAGCUGAAGUUGCACAACAACUUAUGAUCAGUGAUGACCCUAAAACUGCACUCGAAGGUCUCAUAGACUUUCUCAACGUGAAGAAGAAGAAGACAGAAGAGGGUGUAGUUGAAAAGGAGGAAAAGACUGAGGAAGGCGACAUGAUUAUAAAAGACAAAUCUCCCGCUGCCCCAACAGCUGAACAAAGGCAACAACAGAAGAUGAAAAGAAUGCCCCAGCACCAUGAGAAGAAAGGAAUACUUGAGAAGAUCAAGACGAAGCUCCCUGGAAUCAAUUAGAUAACUUUAAUAAACUAGUUUAGACAAUAUAGCCUUGUUUGUAACUUAUAUGCGCAGGUUACUAGUAAUAAGCGCUCCUUACAAAAUUGUGAUAAAAUACAACAGGCAGAGUAUUAUAAGAGAUGUGUUCUCAUACAUGCAGGCUGGUUUCUGCACUGGAAUUCCAGCUUUAUUGUUUAUACAUCUGACUCAUUUUACUAAAUAAAUACUGUCUUUGACUACUUGAAAGCGGUGAAAAUAUUAUAGUCACAGCAUGCAUAGCCACUGGCCCACUGCUGUUCUGACAACAACUUAUUUUGUUAGAAAAAUGCAAUACAAAGAAUGUUGUUUGAUGCAAACUUCAGAAUAUGAUGGCUUUAUAAAACCCUCUGUCAUGGAUGA